AUGGCCUCUUCUCAAGGGAAGCAGGAGCUGAAAUUCGCCGACUGGAUGGCAACUCUGCCCGAGAGUAUCCACAGCAUCCCCCUCACUAAUUUAGCCAUCCCAGGAUCUCAUGAUUCCUUCAGCUUCUACAUUGAUGAGGCCUCUCCAGUAGGGCCUGAACAGCCAGAAACUGUCCAGAAUUUUGUCUCUGUGUUUGGAACUGUGGCAAAAAAGCUGAUGCGAAAAUGGUUAGCUACUCAAACAAUGAACUUCACUGGUCAGCUGGGAGCUGGGAUUCGUUAUUUUGAUCUUCGAAUUUCCACCAAGCCCCGAGACCCCGACAAUGAACUCUACUUUGCUCAUGGUUUGUUCAGUGCCAAAGUCAACGAAGGCCUUGAGGAGAUCAAUGCAUUCCUCACAGACCACCACAAGGAAGUAGUAUUCUUAGACUUCAAUCACUUCUAUGGGAUGCAGAAAUAUCACCAUGAAAAACUGGUCCAAAUGCUGAAAGACAUCUAUGGAAAUAAAAUGUGUCCAGCGAUUUUUGCCCAAGAAGUUAGUCUAAAGUACCUGUGGGAAAAGGACUAUCAGGUGCUGGUGUUCUACCACAGCCCGGUGGCUCUGGAAGUGCCCUUCCUCUGGCCUGGGCAGAUGAUGCCAGCACCCUGGGCCAACACCACAGACCCUGAAAAACUGAUCCAGUUUCUUCAGGCAUCCAUCACUGAGAGAAGAAAGAAGGGCUCGUUUUUUAUUUCUCAGGUGGUGCUGACCCCCAAAGCUAGCACUGUGGUCAAAGGAGUAGCCAGUGGCCUCAGAGAAACAAUCACAGAAAGAGCUCUUCCCGCCAUGAUGCAGUGGGUCCGAACGCAGAAGCCAGGAGAGAGUGGCAUCAAUAUUGUCACUGCCGAUUUUGUAGAACUGGGUGAUUUUAUCAGCACUGUCAUAAAGCUCAACUAUGUCUUCGAUGAAGGAGAAGCCAACACUUGA
This is a messenger RNA of Orycteropus afer afer, 966 nucleotides long. RefSeq names its product phosphatidylinositol specific phospholipase C X domain containing 3 (gene PLCXD3). Gene Ontology annotation, cellular component: synapse. The record is from RefSeq and is a predicted model, not a curated record. Gene Ontology annotation, molecular function: phosphoric diester hydrolase activity. Gene Ontology annotation, biological process: lipid metabolic process. Bases 1 to 966 code for a protein of 321 amino acids. The transcript is spliced from 3 exons. Lineage: Eukaryota; Metazoa; Chordata; Mammalia; Tubulidentata; Orycteropodidae.